Molecule: messenger RNA, 1239 nt
Organism: Kwoniella shivajii
Lineage: Eukaryota; Fungi; Basidiomycota; Tremellomycetes; Tremellales; Cryptococcaceae
Exons: 1
Coding region: 1-1239 (412 amino acids)
Source: RefSeq, a predicted model, not a curated record
AUGAACCCGGAAGUUAAAGCUUUUACCAGUCCUGGAACUUCAGUAUUCGCUCCUCACAGCAAUCCCAGUGCUGCAAGCUAUGAUCCCGCCACUGCGAUGAAUCAAAACCAAGUUGGUUCACCAAUACAAACAAGUUUCAAUAAUUCACAGUCUGCAUCCGGGGUGACUCAUGUAACACCUUCCCACCCUCCAGACGUUUCACACAUAUACAUUCCUGAACCGGGUACUUGUCCGCAUCCAUUUCACCUCACACAUUUCAGCAAAGGGCAGUACAGCAGAGGCAAUCCUGAUGAUAAAGCUAGACGUACCUUUCAUGAAGAUGGUCGAUCAUUCAUAUGGUGUAGAGCGUGUCCAUUAUCAGUAAUGAGGUAUGGGUAUCUAUCAGCUCUUACUAAAUCUAUUCCUGGAUCUGCACCACCUUUAGCUUGUCCCGCACGGUAUGACACACAAAAGAUCGGAGGCAACGAAUUGCCCAAAGGGUAUAGGGAAUUUGCGGAAAGCAUAGUCUCUGUCGAAGAUGGAUUUCUCCUCAGGAGUCAAGAUGUCAAUGACAACAAGCAAGUUAACUAUGGGUUUGAGUGUCAUCAUGAAAACGAUUAUAGAUCAAAAAAAUUGAGCGCGAGAUUUCUUGAAAGACCUUCAUUGUAUGUCGAAGCCGAGAGAGAAUGGUCUCGUUUGACUGAAUCUGAUCACGCACAACUUCCUUAUCCUCCUUUCAGAUAUACAGGAUCAUUUUUCCAACUCAACGACAAUACUACAAACUUGACGAGCUUUAAUCAGUAUGUUCCUCAACCGUAUCCUCAAUAUCUACCUUGGAAUGAACACAUUUGUCAUUCGCCUACAUCCUUUGAUCCAGGAUUUCCUCAAUUUGAUAGCAACUCCACCAACAUGGCCAACUCGAAUCAAGCUUUCAAUCAACCACAACUUCAUGAUCCACCUUCUCUUACCGCAGGUGAUCAAUCGCACCAUACUGAACUAGUACAAGCAGAAUAUCCUCCUCCUAGUAGUGAUCGAUCUUCAAUCGAUGAUCACGAUCAGUGGGAUCGAAACAUGACACGAUCAGUCGACGAUCUCGUCAAGAUGGAUGAAAAUGACAUGAGUUCUCGUCCCUGCACUGAGACGGCUUCAUCGCCUCAUAACAGCAUUCUGGGGAACGGUACAAUCCCAUCUGGGAACAUCAGCUCUGCCAAAAAGUUGUACCUGAUGUGGAAUGGGGCUGUUAUGGCUGAAAACUUUUAG